AUUCCAACACAUCUGCAAUAACAAACAACAACAACAACAACUACACCUACAACAUCCUACAACACCUUAUUAAUCUUUUACAAGACCAUCUCGUGUAAAUACACAAAAACACAACCACCUAAAACUCAACACUACACAAAUCAUCCAAAAUGGGCGGUGUUAUGUCUUGUAUCCGAUCUUGCCUCCAGACCAUUGGAGAUGCAAUCAUGGCUGUUAUCGGCGGUAUCGGCCGCAUCCUCCAGGCCAUCAUCGGCGCCGUUGUCCGCUUCUGCGGUAUCAUCGUUAGCUUCCUCACCUGCGGUUACUGUGGUAGCAAGGGUGGACGCACCAAGCGACGAACACGCAGCCACAUGAGGUCGACAAGAGUAUAGAGACUCCGACACUCGCUCUGAACGACGCCAAGGAAUAGAGAAGCGCUUUAUGAUACCAAUUUGAGAGAGAGUUAGGGAAGGGGGGAAGAAGGGCGGAUAAUGAUACACGGGUACAUGGUGAAGGAGUUUUGUGACUGUCGCGAUAACGGCCGUAUUUGGUUUCUUUUGUGAUUCCCUUUGUAUUCUUGCGAUAGCAUUAGGAUAUCCAAUCCAAAGAUCUUUCUGCAAACA
Messenger RNA from Fusarium graminearum PH-1, 602 nucleotides. RefSeq lists its product as uncharacterized. NCBI's taxonomy places the organism in Eukaryota, Fungi, Ascomycota, Sordariomycetes, Hypocreales, Nectriaceae. The record is from RefSeq and is a predicted model, not a curated record. The coding region runs from base 150 to 371 and encodes 73 amino acids. The transcript has 2 exons.